AUGAUAUCCAUGAUCGCCAAACAGGUUAAAGUCCCGCAAGGCCGACUUGGCAUUCAGGCAAUUCAUCCAGAUGUUCGACGGCGAUUCCGAAGUGGACUUCAACAAGAAAGCCCAAAUGGAAUGCUUCACUUGGGGUCUGGACCAGCGCCAUCGACGUUCCUGUUCUACGACCAACCGUCCGUGUUCUGCGACCGGCAGUCAGUGUUUUUCUCUGCGUUCGGCACGUUGAUCGGCUGCGGAAACCGCAGCAGGUGUUCCAAUCCAACAGGCGUACCUGGGCAGCCUGAUCACCAUCACGCAGGCCGAACCCAUAAUCGACAACCAACAGUCACUGCUUCUAAAAUGGCACCGUUAGAAAGAGAUCCACCCAAAUUCUUAUUUGAUCAUAUAACAGACAUAAACGAAGACUUCUUGACGGACGACGAAGAAGAGUUAUUUCCAGAACGCCUUAUAUACAACGACAUAGACACAAGAGAUAGAGACACGGACGAAGAGAUUGACAUAAACACCGACGAGUUAAAUAACUAUAUACCUGAAAUAGUAUUGGAAGUCAUUAGACAAUGGAGUACAUACUUUAAUAGUGCUGUUCCACCACUUGUCAACAACCAUGACAGAAAGACAGAGGACAGCGACGACAGAGAGACAGAGGACAGCGAUGACACAGAGACAGAGGACAACGAUGACGAGUCAAUUGAGACAGACGAAACCGACGACAGAGAGACAGAAGACAACGAUGACAUGUCAAUUGAGACAGACGAAGCCGACGAUAGAGAGACAGAGGACAACGAUGACACAGAGACAGAAGACAGCGAUGACAAAGAGACAGAGGACAACGAUGACACAGAGACAGAGGACAACGAUGACAAGUCAAUUGAGACAGACGAAACCGACGACAGAGAGACAGAAGACAACGAUGACAAGUCAAUUGAGACAGAUGAAACCGACGACAGAGAGACAGAGGACAACGAUGACGAGUCAAUUGAGACAGACGAAACCGACAAAAUCCACGACGACGACGAAUAUUCCCGGAACUUCAUGCCCACAUACAGCUUCGAUGCAAGGCUUGCAUAUUUCAACGCCAUUCACCCGCCUGUCAACGAACGCCGACCAGUUGAGUCAGACUCGGACGACCCGCAGCCGUGCUCAUCAUCAGGUCUGAAGAGACCGCGUUUAGACUCUGAUGAUGAGCAACCCAGGUCAACAAAGCGGAGACGGCCAACGUCGUACCAGUCAGAAAGCGAAGAAAGCGAGUCGGACAACUUUCAAUAG
Molecule: messenger RNA, 1269 nt
Organism: Adelges cooleyi (spruce gall adelgid)
Lineage: Eukaryota; Metazoa; Arthropoda; Insecta; Hemiptera; Adelgidae
Product: germ cell nuclear acidic protein-like
Exons: 4
Coding region: 1-1269 (422 amino acids)
Source: RefSeq, a predicted model, not a curated record